AUGGCCCCGAUCGAAUCUCAAGUCGGACUGCACAGCCUGUGUAUGGCAUCUCUCUCCCCCCUCCGCCUUCCCCCCACGUCCUCCCAUCCCUUCCUCUUCGCGUUGUGGUUCCUCCACGCGGUGUUUCCCUUUCCCGCGAGCCGCUCAUUACAGCUGGUAGGAAAUUUCUACCAGGAUUCUCGACAGUCUGAGCGCCGUUCCAUCUCCAGAAUGACGAGGCUUUUCCCGUCAGCGGGUCCCACGGCGGAGCUUUUCAGCUCGUUCACUUUUGACCAGGUCAUCGGUGAGGGUCAGUUUGGCCGCGUUUGGCGCUGCGUGCACGUCGCGUCGGGAAGCUGGUUCGCGUGCAAAAAGAUCCGCAAAUCGCGGCUAUCAGCGCACGAUCUGGAUUCGUUACGGAACGAAGUUGCGAGCAUGGAGAGGCUACGCGGGCAUCGCCACGUGCUGCAGCUUCUCGCGUUGUUCGAAGACGAAAAAACGGUUUACAUGGUAACCGAUUUAUGCGACGCUGGCGAUAUGUUCGCGCUCGUAAGUAAGGCGAAAGGCCUUCCGGAGCAAGCUGCGGCUGUGGUUUUCUCGCAAAUCGCCGAGGCCGUAAGAUGGUGCCACGUGCACGGCAUCGUUCACCGGGAUAUCAAGCCAGAAAACGUCCUUCUCGUUACAAGAACUUCCGAUAACGGGAGAAAGCAGCUCGAGGCUUGCUUAGGAGACUUCGGCCUCGCAUUACAGAUCCCCGAGGGUUUCAUGAUCCGCGGCGCGGCAGGCAGCGCGCCGUACGAAGCACCCGAGGUCGUUGCAUCUGAAGCGUACAGCGUUACAGCUGACGUGUGGUCUCUGGGAGUCCUACUGUACGCCAUGCUGUCAGCUAAGCUCCCGUCUUUUCCCGCUUCUUCCGCCAUCCCCGCCACUCCCCACUCCCCAUCCUCCACCCUCUCCCCCCACUCCCCCGCCUCCCCCUCUUCUCCGCUCUCGCCCUCUGCGUCCGACACCUUCCCGCUUUCGCCUUCGUCCCCGUCUUCGUCCUCGUCCCCGGAACAUCCGCGUCAUCGGCGCCACUACAAGCUAUCCCCCCUCGCUUCGUGA
Messenger RNA from Closterium sp. Yama58-4, 1083 nucleotides. Lineage: Eukaryota; Viridiplantae; Streptophyta; Zygnematophyceae; Desmidiales; Closteriaceae. The record is from the annotation of a GenBank genome assembly.